AAGAUUAGAUUAUAGAUUAGAUUAGAUUAGACUAGAUUAUAGCAUAUUAUAGCAUGUAACUGUACGGAGAGAAAUGAGGAAUAAAACCCGGCACUUCUCGUUGAGCCUUGCAAGUGAAUGGAUGGUGUGAUUAUAACAGUUGGCGACGAGGCGGGCAAUACAUUAAAAAACGAAUCGAUAAUGGCUACAUUUAAUAUCGAGUCGUUUGUGCACGAGAAGUCCACUUGGCAAAGAUGGGUGAAGCGGUUUGCUGGUGCUGCUAAAGUGUUCAAAGUGGAUCCAGCGGACAUGCAGCAGACGCUCCUGCAUUACAUGGGCAGUGAGACUUACAACGUGCUGUGUGACUUACUCUCGCCGGACGAACCGGAGGCGAAAACGUACGACCAGAUCGUCAGCGCGUUAGACGAUCAUUUCGACCCCAAACCAUUGGAAAUGGUAGAGCUGUGGAAGUUCCGACAACGCACACAAAAGGAAGCAGAAAGCAUCACCGAGUUCGUGGCGGCGUUACAACGUGAAGCGAAAAACUGUGCGUUUGGUGAUUAUUUACAGAAAGGGCUGCGAAACCAGUUUGUGUUCGGUUUACGUGACAAAAUGAUACGCGCGAGGUUAAUAGGCGAAAAAGACUUAACGUUCGAGAAAGCAAAGCAAGUCGCAUUCUCGAUAGAAACAGUUAACGACGGUGUCGAAAUUUUAGCCCAACGGGCUCAGUCAGUUAACUUUAUGGAUCGAUAUCCAGCGCCAAGAAGCAAGCGAUACAAGUAA
This is a messenger RNA of Anopheles arabiensis, 762 nucleotides long. RefSeq lists its product as uncharacterized. The transcript has 2 exons. Bases 118 to 762 code for a protein of 214 amino acids. Lineage: Eukaryota; Metazoa; Arthropoda; Insecta; Diptera; Culicidae. The record is from RefSeq and is a predicted model, not a curated record.